Messenger RNA from Centropristis striata (black sea bass), 2499 nucleotides. RefSeq names its product zinc finger protein Aiolos-like. Bases 205 to 2004 code for a protein of 599 amino acids. NCBI's taxonomy places the organism in Eukaryota, Metazoa, Chordata, Actinopteri, Perciformes, Serranidae. Gene Ontology annotation, molecular function: RNA polymerase II cis-regulatory region sequence-specific DNA binding; DNA-binding transcription factor activity. The record is from RefSeq and is a predicted model, not a curated record. Gene Ontology annotation, biological process: regulation of transcription by RNA polymerase II. The transcript is spliced from 11 exons.
AAUAACAGACAAAAAAAAGCGUAUACUGUGGGUGGAAAAAAUACCAGCACUGUCUCCUGCCUCACCACAGAUAGCUGGAUGUCAUCGGACGUGUCUAUUCACAUCAGCAGAGUUGGGCAACGGCCAGAAAGCUGCACUGAUGGGAUGGAGAGCAGAUUCCACACAAGGCACGGACAGGACGUUGUUUAGCAUUGGACACCUGUGAUGGAGUACAUCUGGAGGACCUUGUUCAAAACAGGUUCCUGUUCCUUUAAGGGAGCUCCCCAAAUUCAGCGUAGUGACGUGCGUAUAUUCCAUAUUCAGAGAAAGUCCAGUGGCGGAGUGUGGAGUCUCCUACUGCGAGAGCAGUCUCCUCCGGGUGCUGAGCAAAAAGCAGAACAUUUUUUCAUCAUGAACACAGAUAAAGAUCCUGAAUUUACCACAACAGAGGAAAACGGGAUGGACGUUUGCAGUGAUGUUGCAGAUGUGAAGCCACAGCAGGAGGAAGAAGAGAGGGAAGAUAACUCAUGCAGUGAGAAUGGAAUGCACUGUGCUGAAGAUGUGACAGAUCCACAUGCAAUAAAGAUGGAGGCAAUGGAGAUGGAAGACGGCGAGCAGUACCCCAAGGCUGAAAAAGAAAGCGAGAUUGUGCUAAAAGAGGAAGCAGAGGGGGGCAGCGAGGACGGGACGGAGGAAGGAUUUGAUGAGGAGAGGACAGAGGAGGAGGAUGAUGAGGAAAGGGACGGGGAAGGAGAUGAAGAGGGAGACGGCCUGAAUGAGCCACAGGACCUGUCACUGGUGGACUACUCGCGUUACGACAGCACCACCCCCCCAGACGCCCACACAGCUGCUGCAGGAGCAGAAGGGACCUACGUGCCUGGAGCCGUGGCCCCCCGCAUCCAGGGGACAGGCAAGCUCAACUGUGACAUCUGCGGCCUGUCCUGCGUCAGCAUCAACGUACUGCUGGUGCACAAGCGCAGCCACACGGGUGAGAGGCCAUUCCACUGCCCUCAGUGCGGGGCCUCCUUCACCCAGAAGGGAAACCUGCUGCGCCACAUCAAACUGCACUCCGGGGAGAAGCCUUUCAAAUGCCCCAUGUGCAGCUACGCCUGCCGCCGACGGGAUGCUCUGAGCGGGCACCUGCGCACCCAUUCUGUAGAGAAACCGUUCAAGUGCAACCACUGCAAUCGCAGCUAUAAGCAGCGCAGCUCCCUCGAAGAGCACAGGGAGAGGUGCCAUGUGUACAUUCAGAGCAAAGGUCCCGCCGAGCGAGAGGACGGCCAGACAUCCAGGACUCAGAUGGGCACUGAGCGUGCUCUGCUGCUUGACAGGCUCGCAAGCAACGUAGCCAAAAGGAAGAGCUCCAUGCCACAGAAGUUCACCGGCGACAACGGUGUCUGCCUGGACCUGAGCUUUAACAGGGAGAUGGUGUACCAAAGUGACGUCAAGGACCCUCCAUCACUUCAACCACACUCCCCAGGGCUCGACCCCCACCAUCAGCAACAACCCAGCCUAACAGGGCCAGACAGCAGCCCGGCGCCCUCUCGCAGGCCCUUCCCCAUCCAGUUAGGCCGGAACGACAUCAGCCCAAUGGGCCUCACUAAUGGCCACAAGAUGGGCAUGCCGCUCCUGGGCCUCCCUCACGCCACCCAGCCGCCCCUCAGCAUGGACUCGUUCCACACUGACGGCUCACAGCCUGUCAUGUACAGCUUGGGGCACCUGCUGGGGGGGCUGCCUCCUCAGAACGGUAUUCCUCACCCACAUGCCCAGACCAUCCCCGUGUCGCCGCUGGAAGCUUUACGGGUAGUGCGGGCCGACGGGGAUGGAGGAGUGAUGCCCGGGGCGGUGUACCCCUGUGCCCACUGCAGGGUGAUCUUCCUGGACUAUGUCAUGUUCACCAUACACAUGGGGUGCCACGGCUUCCGUGACCCGCUCGAGUGCAACGUGUGCGGCCAUCGCAGUCGGGACCGUUACGAGUUCUCCUCCCACAUAGCCCGCGGUGAACACCGCCUAGAACUGAAGUAGCUUUCAUUCAUGCUUACACACACACACGCACUAACACACACACACACACACACACACACUCUCAGACAGAUAAAACUGUAUGAGCACACACACGCAAACACAGAUUUACUCAUAUAUGUAUCUGGUAGUAUCAGAAAUGAAAGCAUGAAGUAGCAGCUAUCUCUCUCUCAGUCUGGAGUUUGUGAGUGUGUACGUGUGUGUGUUGGUUCUUGUACAUCCUGCGUAGAGAGGACCAUGUUUUUAACCAACAGAGUGAGGAGAUUUUUGGGAAAUGAGGACAUUUCAGCCAGUCAUCACUUCUUCAAAGGCCUGUUUUAAGGGUUUAAAAUUUGGCUUUAAGGUUAAGGUUACAAUUAUGUUUAAGUUAGGGUAAGGGUUGGGCUUAGGCAUUUCGUUGUGAUGGUUAAAGUAAGGUAAGGGGCUUGGUAAGGCAGGAUGUUAAUGAGAGUCCUCACACAGAUAGAAGUCAAGGUUGUGUGUGUGUGUGUGUGUGUG